AUGAACGUCAGUUGCACAAACAAUAUAGCUGAGUACGGGGCAUGUAUCUUGGGUCUACGUUUAGCUCUCAACAUAGAUGUGAGAGAUUUUCAGGUAACUGGUGACUUGGAUUUGUUGAUUCAUCAGGUUCGAAGAGAAUGGGCUUCCAAAAAUGAGAAGGUUAUACCGUAUGUUGGACUCGUGCAAAGAUUGGCAGAUCGGUUACAAGAAGUCAAGUUCAAGCGUAUACCAAGAACACAGAGUAAGUUUGUUGAUGCAUCGGCAAUAAUAGCAUCCAUGAUUCCGCAUCCUAAUAGUAGGUACAUUGAUCCAGUCAAAAUUGAAAGCAGAGAUCAACCGGCUCACUGUGCUUUUGUAGAAGCAGAGACUGAUGGAAAACCAUGGUAUGUUGAUAUUAAAAUGUACUUGGAGAAAGCAGAAUAUCCUGAAGGAAUCACCGUCAAUCAGAAGAGGACUAUCGGGAAAUUGGCAAAUGGUUUCUUCCUCAACAAGAAUGUUCUGUACAAAAGAACCUCGGAUUUCGGAUUUGCUUAG
Messenger RNA from Lycium barbarum (goji berry), 534 nucleotides. RefSeq lists its product as uncharacterized. The record is from RefSeq and is a predicted model, not a curated record. The transcript has a single exon. Gene Ontology annotation, molecular function: nucleic acid binding; RNA-DNA hybrid ribonuclease activity. Lineage: Eukaryota; Viridiplantae; Streptophyta; Magnoliopsida; Solanales; Solanaceae. The coding region runs from base 1 to 534 and encodes 177 amino acids.